Molecule: messenger RNA, 1083 nt
Organism: Habropoda laboriosa
Lineage: Eukaryota; Metazoa; Arthropoda; Insecta; Hymenoptera; Apidae
Gene: Hey
Product: hairy/enhancer-of-split related with YRPW motif protein-like
Exons: 3
Coding region: 1-1083 (360 amino acids)
Biological process (GO): regulation of transcription by RNA polymerase II; regulation of neurogenesis; anterior/posterior pattern specification
Cellular component (GO): nucleus
Molecular function (GO): DNA-binding transcription factor activity, RNA polymerase II-specific; RNA polymerase II cis-regulatory region sequence-specific DNA binding; protein dimerization activity
Source: RefSeq, a predicted model, not a curated record
AUGUGGAGAGUGGUGGUUGCGCGAUCCACGGACGAAAACAGCACGCUGCUGUCAUCGGAGAUCGCCACCGGUCCUCCGGUCGGACCUUCCGGUCAUCCUCCUCCUCCUCCUGCUCCGCCUCAUCAUCAUCACCAUCACCACUGGGGCUAUCCACCGCCGCCUCAUCCCUCCUAUCACCCCGAUGCACCGCCGCGUCAUCAUCACGAGAUGCAACGUCUCCAGCCGCCGGAGUUGCACAGGCCAGAAAUGCCGAGGCAUCAUCAAGAUCUGACGGGGAUGAGGCCGGACAUCACCGGAGAGAUUCGAUCCAGUCACGAGUUCCCCGAUUUGAAAAUCGACGUCGCCGAGAACGGCCAACAGCAGCAGCAGCAGCAGCAGCAGCAGCAGCAACAAGCGUCGCAGCAACAGAGAAGUUUGAAAAGGACCAUGAGCGAUUCCGACUGCGACGACGUGUUCUCCGAGGAGAGUGGCAAAGAACCGUGCAAUUCGCCGGGAGGCGAUUCCUGUCAGCACGCGUCGCGAAAACGAAGAAGGGGGAUGAUCGAGAAGAAACGUCGCGACAGAAUCAACGCGUCCCUCGGCGAGCUGCGGAGACUGGUACCCGCAGCGGCGAGGGAUCCUCACAGCGGGAAAUUGGAAAAGGCGGAGAUUUUGCAGCUCACCGUCGAGCAUCUCCGAACCCUUCGAAACAAAGGUCCGGAGGGUUACGACAGCACCAAGCUGGCGAUGGACUAUCACGCGGUGGGCUGGGGCGAAUGCGCCGCCGAAGUUGGUCGCUACUUGGUCACGAUGGAAGGUCUCGACGAGAGAGAUCCUCUCAGGCUACGACUGCUCUCUCACCUGCAAAGCUUCCAUCGCGAACAUCCCCCCGCGGCGGGAACCGCGUCCCUUCCACCGACGACCACCACGUCGGGCACCAGCUACGAGCCGGCGAGCUCCGGAAUGCCAGCCGGCACCCCCGGCACUCCCGUGCCGCCACUUCUAGGUGGAACAGCUCUCGGAUGGGGCCAGUACCCGGGACAGUAUCCGCAGCAGCAGCACGGAAAACCGUACAGGCCCUGGGGUGCUGAAUUGGCCUACUGA